AUGACACAUGUUUCUUCAUUCAAUCGUGUAGUCAAAUUUACGACAGAAAAAAUUGAGUUACACCCUUUACCUGAAGAGGGACUAUCAUCUGGGAUAUCUAAUGAUAUUCUCGAUUUCUUGUCUAAGUCAACUAAUAUUUUGGGUUCAAGCAAUGGGUUGAUUCUUUGUUUUGCCAUAGACCAAAACCAAUUGUUCGUUGGUAAUCCUGUAACAAAGUCUUGGUUUCCUAUUCCAACCCCUGAUCACUUACAAAAGUAUAUCAGCAAUGGUGGUUUUGUUGGUUUUGAAUGUGACUCAAGUGACUGGAUGGUGUUUCUUUUUUAUGGAGAUGAUUGGUCAAAUUUGGAUUGCAUUGUUUACCUAUCCAAGGAAGGUGUGUGGAAAACAAUGGAAAAAAGCUUGUUAUAUGGAGGAAGAAACUUGAUAUUUGACAUGCCUGUACAUCACAAUGGAGCCAUCUAUUUCAUCUCAGAUUGUUUUCCUUACUUUACAAAAGAGAGUCUUUAUUUUAGGCCAUAUAUUAUAUCAUAUAACUUUGAAGACGGGAGUUCAAGGAUGUUGAGAGUGCCCAAAGAAGCAAGAAAGGGUUCUCAUGACCUUACUUGUGAUAUGAAAAUUUCUAAAUGGGGCAAAGUCACUAAUUCAUGUCAAUCUAUUUGUUUAGUGAGAUUGAGAAAACAUGUGUUCACCAUAUGGAUUCUGACAAAUUACGAAUCAAGCAAGUGGAAAAGGAUCUUGAAAGUGAGGGUAAAAGCAAUGGGAAUGAAUGAAAAGGAUCCUAUUAUCAAGGGUUUUGUUGUUUUAAAUGGUGAUCUCUUAGUUAUUGCUACAAAGAAUAGUGUAUAUGGCUAUGGUUUGACUAAUGAAAAGUACAUGAUAAUAGAGAAAAUUUGUGAACAUGAAUAUGAAUCUUAUGUUCACAUUACUUCUUACUCGAACACACUAUGCAAGUGUGGUAUUAGAGUUAAAACUUUGUUGCUUCCUUCACAUACUUGUUCUAAAGAAAGUGUAGCAUAA
This is a messenger RNA of Abrus precatorius (Indian licorice), 1017 nucleotides long. Its product is annotated as F-box protein At3g26010-like. NCBI's taxonomy places the organism in Eukaryota, Viridiplantae, Streptophyta, Magnoliopsida, Fabales, Fabaceae. Bases 1 to 1017 code for a protein of 338 amino acids. The transcript has a single exon. The record is from RefSeq and is a predicted model, not a curated record.